CGUGUUAAUGAUUUUUGUGUUUUUUUAAUCGGAUUUUGGUUGUUUUAGUCUUGCUUUCCUAGUGCGGGUAUGGUUAUAUUGUGUUUUCGUUUUUUUGUUAUAAUUUUUUCGUAGUUUUAUUGUUUAGAGCAGAGAAUUGAACGCAUGAUUGUGCAGGCGUAUGUUUGAUUAAGAACUUUGGUGCUGCGUUAUGGGAUGCUUUUGUAGUUGUUUUCGUGUCCCGGUGGAGGAGGAUGGCGGUGCUGUGGUGGUUGCUUCUGGUAGCCAAAAUCGCGCACCUUUCAGUUACAUGGCACAAUUUUUCGAUAACAAGUAUGGAGUUGUAUCUGGGAACCCUUCUUCUGCACAGACAGAGGUUAGGACUCAUACGCCGCGAGAUGCAUCAUCAGGAAGCAGUUCAAGUUCCAGAAAUCUUGAAUUUCAGCAGCGUGUUGCUGUAGUAGAACCAGGCAGAGGCUUGAGAUUUUUGCAGUCAGAGCAGGGGCCACCUGAAGGGCACGAUGUGCUAGUGAAGAGGCCUUAUAUUACCACACCAGAAGCUGGCACUAAUAUGCCCCGGGGUACAUUAUUACCAAACAGUUUGAGGUCUAGGAAUCUUGAUCUGCAAGGGAAUGUUGCUGUCCAAGGAAAUGGCACAGUCUCGGCUCCUUUGCAAUUGAGGCAUGGGCCAGCUGAAGGACACGAUGUGCAAGUGAAUGUGUGUAGUAAAAGCAAAGACAAUGCCGGCAAAAUUUCAAAGGAUGAUAAGGCUGAAGCCCUUCGUUUUGCAUCCCCUGUAAACGUGUCAUCUGAGAGAGUUGAGACUGAAUAUAAACAAGACUUUUGUGUAACGAGAGACGAAGUAGAAUGCCCUACAUGCCUCGAAGAAUAUACUGAUGAAAAUCCCAAGAUAACUUCACUAUGUAAUCACAAUUUUCACCUUGGCUGUAUCUAUGAGUGGAUGGAAAGAAGCACUACUUGUCCAAUGUGCUUUGAGGAAAUGAAAUUUCUUGAAAAUAUUUAGCAGCACAGCCUGAGAACAUCUGAGGCUAGUCAAGACUCAAGAGAAGCAAAUGAAGAACACAGUUUCUAUUGUUAGAAGCUUGCUAACAAAUAUGGGAACUUCUACUGGAGGUAAGAUGUAUAGGGAAAUUUAGGUUCUGAAUGCCAGAUUUGUUAUAACUUAUAAUCAUAGUAGCCUGAUUUGAUCAAUAUUAUAUAUGUGUGUAGAAUAUGGAGCAUUAUUUCUCCUCUGGUUAUUGUAGAUCGUUUCUCAUUCAUGUACCUCU
Molecule: messenger RNA, 1268 nt
Organism: Daucus carota subsp. sativus
Lineage: Eukaryota; Viridiplantae; Streptophyta; Magnoliopsida; Apiales; Apiaceae
Exons: 4
Coding region: 191-1003 (270 amino acids)
Molecular function (GO): ubiquitin-protein transferase activity
Source: RefSeq, a predicted model, not a curated record